Messenger RNA from Clunio marinus, 2611 nucleotides. The record is from the annotation of a GenBank genome assembly. Lineage: Eukaryota; Metazoa; Arthropoda; Insecta; Diptera; Chironomidae.
AUGAAAAACAUCAAUAAUUCUGAAUCUCUUCAUUUGAUUUUGGGUCUUCAAUUUUAUCUUGGGUCUUCAAGUGAACUUACAACUAACGAAAUGAGUUUGAAGUCUCUUCAAGUGUAUUUUAAUGGUCAAUCAAGGUGUGGAAAUGAAUUGGGAAAAUUAUUAAAUGCUUCUUAUGAAAGUGAGAAGUGGGCACAAGACGUGCUCAGUUUUUGGGGUGAUCCUUCCAAAGCUUUGAUGAAUUCAAGUUUGUUUGAUUUCGGACAGUUCAACGAUUGUAUCAGAUAUCAACAUGAAUCUUUCAGAGGAAAGUAUUGCAUUGCGAAGUUUUUGGCAGCGAAAGUUAAGACAAAUAAAGUUAAUUUCGAAGAUUCUCAUCCAAUUUGGACAUCACUAGCGAAAAUAACAAAAGAUUUCAAAUCUGGUUUAUGUGUUCCUAGCGUUUGUAAAGAAAAUGAGUUACAUAAAAUUGGAAAGGAUUUGAUUAAUCAACACGAUGUUCAGCUGGGUAACGUGCAAUGUUAUGCGCCUUAUACUUUCACAAAAAUUGAUUACGUGUUUAUAGAACUUAAAACGUUGAACAAGGAUCCUGCAAUCAUUCGAUGCAUCGAUGGAAUAAAAGUUUUGACAGCUGUUUGGAUCAUUAUUGGUCAUAGAAAUGAUAUGAUAACUCAACUUUUUGGUGAUAAAGCAAUAAUGCCAAAUAGGAAUCUAUGGGAAUCAACAAUAAAUAAUUUUAUAACCAGAUACUUUCGAGCUGUGGACACGUUUCUAGCAUGUUCGGCUAUUCUUACUGUUCAAACAUUUUUAAAACUGCUCGAUAGUUUAAUCUUGGGUCUUCAAUUUGAUCUUGGGUUGUCAAGUGAACUUAUAACUAACGAAAUGAGUUUGGAAUCUCUUCAAAGAUAUAUAAAUAGUCAAUCAAGGUGUGAAAAUGAAUUGGGAAAAUUAUUAAAUGCUUUUUAUGAAAGUCAGAAGUGGUCACAAGACGUGCUCAGUUUUUGGGGUUAUCCUUCCAAAACUUUGUUGAAUUCAAGUUUUUUUGAUUUCGGACAAUUUAACGAUUGUAUCAGAUAUCAACAUGAAUCUUUCAGAGGAAAGUAUUGCAUUGCAAAGUUUUUGGCAGCGAAAGUUAAAACAAAUAAAGUUAAUUUCGAAAAUUCUCAUCCAAUUUGGAUAUCGCUAACGAAAAUAAUAAAAGAUUUCAAAUCUGGUUUAUGUGUUCCUAGCGUUUGUAAAGAAAAUGAGUUACAUAAAAUUGGAAAGGAUUUGAUUAAUCAACACGAUGUUCAGUUUGAACUAGUAACGGUGAACAAGGAUCCUGCAAUCAUUCGAUGUAUCGAUGGAAUAAAAGUUUUGACAGCUGUUUGGAUCAUUAUUGGUCAUAGAAAUGAUUUGAUAUCUGAUCUUUUUGGUUAUAAAGCAAAUAUGCCAAAUAGAAAUCUACUGGAAUCAACAAUAAAUAAUUUCAUGACCAGAUACUUUCGAGCUGUGGACACAUUUCUAAGGAAACUUCAAUCUAUUCAAAACUAUUUUCAUUCGAUAUCUCAGAUUUCUCCCUUUGCUUUCAUUUCUGAUGAUGUUCUCAAUAAGCAAUUUACCUCACAUCUUGACAAGUGGACCAAUGUUUUUCUUGAAUAGAACUAGAAGUACGCAAUGCUCAGAAACUUGGUGGUCAUCUCUGCUAUUUAUACAAAAUUUUGUGCAUGUUGGCUUUAGUUGCAUGAAUCACGCGUGGUACCUUGCUGUUGAUCUACAACUGUUUGCUUCAGCCACAGUGUUUGCUUACCUCCUUUGGGCAUUUGGAAAAAGAUCUCUAAUCAUCAUAAUUUUAGUGAUCUUUUCAGUUCAAUAUAGCAUUUUCUCUAUGAUAGAAAACAAUACUUUGAUUAGUGUUUUUCGUUAUAAACAACCUCAGUAUCGACUUGGAGAGUAUUUGGUUGGAAUUGCAUUUGGAUAUUUGAUUUACACAAGCAACGGAAAGAAAUUGAGGCUUGGAAAAUUCAUCACUUUGUCAUGUUGGAUAUUAUCAUUGGGAUUUAUUGGAAUACACACUUUCACAAGGAUUUGGUGGACUUCUAACAGUACAAUAAAUCAUAUACUUCAAGCGACCCAUGUUGAAGCAUGGACAUGUUCCAUAUCUUGGAUUGUUUUUGCUUGCCAUGUGCUGAAAUCUGGAAGCAUUUUAAGAAAAUUUCUUUCGAGUAUAUUUUGGCAACCUUUAUCAAAAUUAUGCUUGAGCAUUUAUUUAAUUCAUUUCAAAUAUCUAGAAUUAACAGAUUUCAAUCAAAAAGUAUUUAUUGUCCGAACAUUAUCACAAAGGUUGCUUCUUUUUACAUCCGAUGUGAUCAUAUCUUUCAGCCUCGGUUUGAUUUUUUACUUGCUGAUUGAAGCACCAGCAUCGAAACUUAUUGGAAGAACUUUUAAAACUAAGAAGCGAUAAGACAUUGAAUUAAUUUUGUUAGGUUUCAUAAGUACUGAGAUUUACUUGCACAAAAAUUUAUUUCAUAAAAAGGAAUUGAUUUCCAUAUUAUGUUUUCAUUUAUUGGUCAAAGAGUUCUUGAAUUUCAAGCAGUGAAAUAUCAAAUAAUAAAAAAUUUAAACUAUUGAAUAG